UAUUUUAAAUGAGAUUAAAACUGCCAUGAAAACUUGUACAGAAAGUAGAAAGGAGUCAAAUAAAAUAAUUGACAUUAUAACAUAUGCAGAGUCACCAGAAAAGGAUAUUUUACUGGCAUGCAUUCGAGCAUUUCACAAAAUUUUUGUCAAGUUUUUGACAACAGGGGAGAUGUUCCUGGAAACUGUACCUACAGACACAACUGAUAAAGGCUUAAGCAAAGAAGUUCAAUAUAAAGUUUGGUUGAUGGAUCGUUACCAAGAUGCCAUUGACUGUUUGAUCCAACUUCUGAAUUCUGAAUUCUCAUCUGUACAGGAACUGGCUCUUUGUACUUUGUUGAAGUUUGUGGAGACAGAAGGAAAAAAUCCUGUUACAAAAAUUUCUUCAAAAAAAUCUCAUUUUCCUGUACCUCUGUUUAUGAAGAUAAUGACCCAGCUCAUGAAUACAGAAAUCAACCUCCAGGACCUGAUAGGAAAAUUUCAGGAGUACCUGGCUUAUGAUGAUGUACGAUUCCAUGUAUUAAAGUCAACCAUGAUGGACCUAAAGGGAAAACGUAACACGAAACCUGGAGACAUAUAUCUUAACAAUAUUUUUGCUGUCUUGGAACGCGUGACAUUUCCAGCUUCACCAGAGGAAAAUCUAACAACAUAUUUAACCACAUUGCCAGAUGAAGACGUUCACUUGAAGAUGUCGUCAUUGAAGGAACAUAAGCGUUUGUUCACUACUUCCUGGGUAACAUUUCUGGCCUUCCAGCUGCCAACUAACCUGUAUCGACGGACUCUGAUCAUUCUCCAUGACAAGGUGAUGCCAUAUAUGACAAGUCCACUGAUGCUGUGUGACUUUCUUACCGAGUCUUACAACAUAGGUGGUGCCAUCAGUCUGUUAGCCCUAAAUGGAAUAUUUGUUCUUGUUCAGAAAUAUAAUCUAGACUACCCAGACUUCUAUGGUAAACUGUAUGCCUUAUUCGAACCGUCAGUCUUUCAUGCCAAGUACAGAGCAAGAUUCUUCUUUCUGGCAGACCUGUUUUUAACAUCCACCCACCUGCCUGCUUACCUGGUUGGAGCAUUUGCUAAGCGACUAGCCAGAAUUUCACUAACAGCUCCUCCUUCUGGUCUGACGGUGUCCAUACCGUUCAUCUAUAACCUCAUCCACAGACACCCAAACUGUCGUGUAUUAUUACAUCGCACGGAGGGACCAUCAGAAAUACACGAGGACCCCUAUGAUCCAAAUGAACCUGAUCCUACAAAGUGUCACGCUAUGGACAGCUGUCUUUGGGAACUUAAGAGCCUACAGUCUCACUAUCAUCCAGACGUGGCCAGGAGCGCACAGAGGAUUGAUGGCGAAAUCCAAACCACAGAAACUGACCUCUCGGACCUCUUUGAAACCUCAUAUGAUGAUCUGUUUGAAAAAGAAACACGAAAGAAAGUAAAAUUUGUACCUGUGAACUUUGAAACUCCAAAAGGACUGCUGGGUUCAAAAUCUGAUCGAAUGAAGUUGUGUUGGAGACUGGAAUAAUUAUUUUAAGUAGUCAAGAGAGAUGUUGGAGGGUGAAUAUGGUUGGAUAAAUAGGAAGGGAAAAUGGGAUGGAGGCAUAUGUUGGAGGGGCUGGAAGUGAAGGGGUAUGAAGGAAUGAGGAGAAGGGGUUGGGGAUUGUCUGACCAGGAGCUGAG
Messenger RNA from Ylistrum balloti, 1668 nucleotides. RefSeq names its product nucleolar complex protein 4 homolog B-like. The record is from RefSeq and is a predicted model, not a curated record. Gene Ontology annotation, biological process: ribosome biogenesis. The coding region runs from base 26 to 1513 and encodes 495 amino acids. Gene Ontology annotation, cellular component: small-subunit processome; nucleolus; Noc4p-Nop14p complex. The transcript has 14 exons. NCBI's taxonomy places the organism in Eukaryota, Metazoa, Mollusca, Bivalvia, Pectinida, Pectinidae.